Fonsecaea erecta is the source of this 1089-nucleotide messenger RNA. RefSeq lists its product as hypothetical. The transcript has 2 exons. The record is from RefSeq and is a predicted model, not a curated record. Bases 1 to 1089 code for a protein of 362 amino acids. Lineage: Eukaryota; Fungi; Ascomycota; Eurotiomycetes; Chaetothyriales; Herpotrichiellaceae.
AUGGCAGCCGAUGUUGCGACACCAUUGACUGCUAUUCCAAUAACGGAUCCAGCCACAUUUGUCGAUGAGGUUGAGCUGCCCGAUUUCGAUCCUGCAAUUCACCUCGCAUUCCAACCACCGGCUCAACGCCAUACUUUCGGAGAAGUAGGACUGCCGAAACCGCAUAAUGCCCCAGAUCUGUGCUACACGGAUCCCUUUCCUCUGUUUUCCGAAGAAGGAGUGCGUAUACUGCGACGAGAGAUGCUCAGCAAGCAAAUGCUGGACAAAUAUCUGAGGUCAUGGGAUCGUGCUCCGGCGUAUAUUGCUGGUCAUGAGAAGACGGCGAAAUUCAUGCUGCAGGCGUGGCAACAUCCCGCCACACAGGCUGCAAUCGACAGAGCUGCAGGGUUUCCACUGCGCCGACUCUAUAAGACGGGUGACAUCGGUAUGGUCAACAUCCAACUUGGUCCAGACGGGUUGGCUGGGGUCUAUAAGCUCACAGAAACGCCUCUGCCACCGCAGUCGCCGCUUGAGCUGGAGAAGUCAGCAUACGACAACGUCCCAAUUGACUCUUGGCACAAAGACCAAGUCCCCGUUGUCUGUGUGGUCAUGCUCAGUGAUACAAGUGCCAUGCAAGGCGGUGAGACGGCUAUCAAAACGGGAGAUGGCUCCAUCAUCAAGGUCAAAAGUCCAACCAUAGGAGGAGCUGUCAUCAUGCAAGGCGGAUGCACCGAACAUGCCGCCCUGCGGGCGACCAACGUGCCGGAGCGAAUAAGCAUGGUAACCAGCUAUACCUACGCGGAUCCCAAUCUCGAUGACCGGUACUCUUCGCUUCGGAGUGUCGAUCCCGCAAACGAUGACAUCCCCCUGAUGUGCAAUGAGUUUCUAAAGGAAAAGCUUACGCGUCUUCGAGGUCGUAUAGAUUUGGUUCUGGCAGAUUUGGCCCAGAAGGAGAACUCUGGGGAAAUGGUCCCGCGGGAAGAGGUUGAGCGAUGGGUAAAAGAGCAGACAGACUUUCUGCGGCGCAGUGCAUGGGAAAUGUUUGAGAGGAUUCCAAACUUCUUGCACAAGGAUGCGCCGGAAGAGGUUAUCCAGGAAUACCUCAAGUAG